This is a messenger RNA of Acinonyx jubatus (cheetah), 1982 nucleotides long. It is a transcript of the gene SMARCB1, whose product is annotated as SWI/SNF related, matrix associated, actin dependent regulator of chromatin, subfamily b, member 1. Lineage: Eukaryota; Metazoa; Chordata; Mammalia; Carnivora; Felidae. Gene Ontology annotation, biological process: regulation of transcription by RNA polymerase II; chromatin remodeling. The transcript has 9 exons. Gene Ontology annotation, molecular function: transcription coregulator activity. The record is from RefSeq and is a predicted model, not a curated record. The coding region runs from base 642 to 1688 and encodes 348 amino acids. Gene Ontology annotation, cellular component: nuclear chromosome; nucleus.
UAUUACUGGGGAAGUGGAGUCAGUGGCUAUCCAUGUGCCACAGCUCGGAAUCGUCCUCAUUGACCAGUAGGAAGCUGCCUAAAUGUAGGAUAGAAGGCACUUGAGGAGUUCCCAAAUGAUACUGGGCAGAUUGUUUAAAGAAGCCUUUAACCGAUGUAAUGGACAGGAAAAGCAGUCAGUUUGGCUUUGACUUUCAGUGGGUGCUACUUUUGAGAAGGAAGCUUUCAUUUAUUAGGUGGAGUAUAUUGAGAGGGAGCAUGUAGCCAGAUGGGAAGAAGGGCUGUCUGUUUCCUGGUAACUUUUUUCAUGUGUGGGAGAUGCUUAGACUUGAUGGCCUCAAGAUCUUCCCCGUAACAUGCCUUCGUUUCUAGAAGGCUAACUGCAGUCUUCUCUUUCAGCCCUGUUGAGUAAGAACAAUUGUCCUGAGACCCAGUCUAUAGAGUCCCACAUGGGAGAGGGGAGAGACAUCUACUCUCUUGGGCCAGGCUGAACAUCUGGAGGUCUGAGAAGGGUUCAAGAUCAGGAGGCUGACUCUUGAUAACCAGAAGCUCCUGUGACAGCGUUGGGUGGUGGAUGGCCUGCAGGUCCCUUCCCCUUGGAAAACAGGCACCAUAUUCAGAGAGGUGGGAAACUACCUCCGUAUGUUCCGAGGUUCUCUGUACAAGAGAUACCCCUCACUCUGGAGGCGACUAGCCACUGUGGAAGAGAGGAAGAAAAUAGUUGCAUCGUCACAUGGUAAAAAAACAAAACCUAACACUAAGGAUCAUGGAUACACAACCCUGGCCACCAGCGUGACGCUGUUAAAAGCUUCAGAGGUGGAAGAGAUUCUGGACGGCAAUGAUGAGAAGUACAAGGCCGUCUCCAUCAGCACGGAACCCCCCACCUACCUCAGGGAACAGAAAGCCAAGAGGAACAGCCAAUGGGUGCCCACCCUGCCCAAUAGCUCCCACCAUCUGGAUGCUGUGCCCUGCUCCACGACCAUCAACAGGAACCGCAUGGGCCGGGACAAGAAGAGAACCUUCCCUCUGUGCUUUGAUGACCACGACCCAGCUGUGAUCCAUGAGAAUGCCUCCCAGCCUGAAGUGCUGGUCCCUAUCCGGCUGGACAUGGAGAUCGACGGGCAGAAGCUGCGAGAUGCCUUUACUUGGAACAUGAAUGAGAAGCUGAUGACUCCUGAGAUGUUUUCAGAAAUCCUCUGUGAUGACCUGGAUUUGAACCCUCUGACAUUUGUGCCAGCCAUCGCCUCUGCCAUCAGGCAGCAGAUAGAGUCCUACCCCACAGACAGCAUCUUGGAGGACCAGUCAGACCAGCGUGUCAUCAUCAAGCUGAAUAUCCACGUGGGAAACAUUUCGCUGGUGGACCAGUUUGAGUGGGACAUGUCAGAGAAGGAGAACUCACCAGAGAAAUUUGCCCUGAAGCUGUGCUCAGAGCUGGGGCUGGGCGGGGAGUUUGUCACCACCAUUGCGUACAGCAUUCGGGGACAGCUGAGCUGGCAUCAGAAGACCUAUGCCUUCAGUGAGAACCCCCUACCCACGGUGGAGAUUGCCAUCCGGAACACAGGCGAUGCUGACCAAUGGUGCCCACUGCUGGAGACUCUGACAGACGCUGAGAUGGAAAAGAAGAUCCGAGACCAGGACAGGAACACAAGGCGUAUGAGGCGUCUUGCCAACACGGCCCCAGCUUGGUAACCAGCCCGUCUGCGCAUGGCUCCCACGGAGCAUUGAGAAGAUCGGACCGCCUCUCCUUCAUCUUCUGGCAAGGAGGGAGGCAAAGGGGCAGGCCGGGGCCAUCCUGAGGAACAUGGGGUGUGGGGAGGGCUUCUGGUCACCCUCCCCUGGGCACAUUCCAUUUGUUGAGCCCAGUCCCCAUCCAAGUCUCUGGUCAGAAAGAGGCCUCGUUUUGGGUUAUGUUUUGUUUUUGUAUAGGAGCCCCAGGCAGGGCUAGCAACACUUUUUAAAUAAAAGACAACAGGUCAUGUUCCA